Messenger RNA from Symbiodinium natans, 2016 nucleotides. The record is from the annotation of a GenBank genome assembly. Lineage: Eukaryota; Dinophyceae; Suessiales; Symbiodiniaceae.
AUGGAUGUUCCCGCACUAUGGCCUCCUCCCUCGAAGAGCUCGUGGCCAUUUGGAGUCACUUGCGCCUGCGUCGUGGACGUUCUGUUGAACUCGGUGCUGGUUCUGCUCUUCGCAACCGGAAAGUUGCAGACGACCCGGGAAAUCCUUCCGGGCUUGAUGGUGGAAACUCUGGCUAGCUUCAUUCUCUUCGCGUUCUUUGCCCGCUGGGAGGACCAGAGGCACAUCAUCACAGCUUGGCAAGCUGUGCAGGCCGUUCGCUUCUUUCUCGUCCGCCGCGCAAUCUAUGCCAGCCUCGGUACUUUCGUUGCAAGCCUUCUCUUGCUUUUGGCGGUCUCGUCAGUGGGAGUCAUGGCUGAGCUUGCUAUUGACCAUGACGUGCGGUUGCCACCUUUUGAGCCCUUGAAGUUCGAUCUGAACCGACCACGACAUGGCUGGCUGGGACCCUACGCGGAGUGGGUGGAGUCCAAGUAUCUCCGCUGGCUCAUCACCGGAUGCUUCUUCCUUGCAGACCAGGUCAGGGUCCUCCUGUUCGUGUAUCUAUGCAGCGAGGGGCCGGAGAAUGACACAGCCCAGGUCAGUGAUGGCACCUUCCACCAGGUUGCAGCAAGUGCAGUGAUCUUCCAAUGUCUCGUCUACGCCCUUUACAACAUAACGGCCUUCUACGCAACAUACCUCCGAAUGAAGACGUGGUAUGAGCAAGACCCACUCUUGCAGGCUUACCGGACGGGGCCCUAUGAGGUGCCGGCCUUGGCGCCCGACCAAGGCCCCGACUCUGAUCUUCUAAAGCAACUCCAGAGCCACAAGUGCCGUUCCAUCACGGUCGUGAUUCCCGCGUACAUGCCCAACGAGGAGGACAUCUUGUUGGAUUGCCUGGAGGUCUACCGAGAAGAAGCAGCCAAGUAUCCAGGCUGCCUGCGGGUCAUGCUUGUGUGGAACUCGCCUCAGGAGCAUACUUGGAUUGAGCAGAAGCUGCUCGAACUCGAGGCGGAGUGGCCUGCCCUUGAGGUGCACCGCAACCACAUGUCAACGUCGAAGUGCGACAACUUGAAUCUGGCCGUCGAGCUGCUCGAAACCGACUUUGCCCUUUUCAAUGAUGUCGACACCAUGGUGUCCGCUGAAAGUAUGUGCCGGGCGUCGCUCCGAUUGUUCAGAGACGGCCACCAUGCUGUGCAGGCGAACCUGGUGCACUGCUGGGAAGACUUUGCCGGCCUCACCGACACGGGAUUCUACCCCUAUGGGCCCCUAACAACCUGCAUGGAUGCCUUGGUUUCGGAAAAUGAGUUCAUCUACCCACACUUGCAGAUGCCAUUCUGCCACGGCCGAGGCUCCUUCUGGCGAACGGAUGCCAUCAAGAAGGGCUGGGCUUACUAUGGCUUUACAGGUGCGGCUGAUGCCAACAUCCUGUGUCAAGAGCGUGAGCCACCAGACUUUCAGAACUGGCUUAGUCAGCGCACCCGCUGGUACAACGGACAGGUCCAGAAACAGCGAGCACAUACAUGGCUUGUCCGCUCCAAGCACAUCUCGGCAUUUCCAAAGAUGCUGAACGUCUACUUGGACUGGGUCAAAAAGCCAUUCCAGGUUUGGGCAUUCGCCCUUUUCAUGUGGACGCCAGCCUUUGUGUUGAAAUCCCGACCGUGCGCCUUCAAUCCGGUACUUGUGACAACAGUCAUGGGCACCACAGUCGCUCUUCCAGUCUGGCUUCUCUUGCUCCUACUCGUGCCAUGGGCGACCCAGAAAGCUGCAUCCUACCUUUGCACACGCUAUCGUCCACGUUGGCUCGCCUAUAUCAUCGCCAGUUUCAUCGCCCCAUUGGCUUACAAUGCAGUGAGAGAAACUCUUGUGAGGUGCCGUAUGCUGCAUGAUUGCCUUUGGAGUGGGCAUGUGAAGUUCGUAUGCACUACCAGGGACAAGACGCCAUCACGUUCCCCAUCCGUCCUGUCACCCGCAUCGCGUAUGUCGCCCAAGGCUUCCUUCUACGGUGACUUGGCGGCGGCGGGGCCGACAGAGUCGGGAUAG